UACUUCACUGAAUUUAAUUAGAUUAUGUCUCGCCGUGAGAGUUUUCUAUCCACCCAUACAACGGCAUCGAAAAUCUCUACAGCACCGGUAACAUUGUGGCAUGGAGCCCAGUAUGCAGCCUCAUCAAAAGAAGUGGAAUUAUUGCGUACCGAAUAUGGUUUAGACACACGCAUGCUGGAAAAGAAAUUGGUGCCGCGCUACAAAUUGUAUCAUAAACCUCAAGUCAGUUGUAAAAAUAAAUUGGUCAAUUCACCAUUGGCUCGCAAGAAAGACACAAACAAAAAGUCACAAUCAUUUUCUUCUUCAACAACAACACCAACCACAUCAUCUACCUCUGCUGGUUCCUCUUCCGAUUGGAUUUUGUGCUAUAACGACACCAAGGAAAACUUUCAUCCCUGGUCUGGUUUGGGUGAAAAUUGUGAAAAACGUUUCGGCCAGUUUGAUUUGGUGCCCUGGCGAAAGUAUCGCUCUAAUUUGGACUUGCAGGCAUUAACCGAUUACAGUCAUCAGUCAGCAGCCCUGCAAAUCAGUUCAAAAUCCCUAACACGUUUAGAAAAACUCGAAUUAAAACAAAAUCGCCGUCAAUUAAAACGGGUCAACUUGAAAGCUUCUCAAGCGCGUUUACGUAGAUUUGUGCGCGUUCGUUUAAUAUUUUCCAUAGAGUUGCGUCACAAAAGAAUGGAACUACUCAAACAGACGGCCUUAAGGCCCCGGGUCUUUGAACAAAAAGUGUCUUUAAAUGAAUGUGAUGUGGCGGAAUACGAACGUAUUCUCUUUAAUGCCCACUCUAGUGUUGAAGAUCAUUUGGGUUACUUUAGUAAACGUGGUCUAGGUGGUGCGGAAACAUCACCAACAUCCUCAAAAAAAUCAGUUCUAAAUUUGAAACCGGUAGAAAAAAUGAAUUUUACUUCUAGUGAAACAGAUUCCUCCUAUGAUUCGCUGAAUGUUCCAACACCUGUGGAAAUGUUGCUUAAAAAUAAUCAAGUGCCAUGUGUUAAAUGUCGCGAUAUUGCCAUAAAAUUAAGAACAACCAAUGAUUACGCGCCACCUCAAUUAAAUGCCAGCAAUCUUCAAAAUUUUAAUCAACACAACAACAGCAGUAGUAAUAAUAGUAGUAACAAUAAUAACAACAGCAGCGGCAGCAAUAAUAAAAGUACUACGAAAAUGCAUUCCCAUCAAUUGGAUACAUAUUCCGAUUCAAUGCACUCGGGCAGUAUUUCUUCGGUGGAAAGGCCCAAUGGAGGCGCAUUAGCGCUGCACUAUGCAGCAGCCAGAGGUUGUUUAGAUUGCGUGCAACUAUUGGUAGCAGCAUCAGCAGAUAUUUGCGCCAAUACGCAAAUGGACAAUGAUGUCACACCAGUCUACUUGGCAGCACAAGAGGGACAUUUGGAGGUACUUAAAUUUUUAGUGCUUGAAGCUGGCGGCUCAUUGUAUGUGCGAGCACGCGAUGGCAUGGCCCCGAUACAUGCCGCUUCACAAAUGGGCUGUUUAGAUUGUGUCAAAUGGAUGGUGCAAGAUCAAGCGGUUGAUCCAAAUUUACGUGAUGGCGAUGGUGCUACUCCACUACAUUUUGCAGCAUCACGUGGUCAUCUGUCUGUGGUGCGGUGGCUGUUGAAUCAUGGAGCUAAAUUAUCACUGGAUAAAUAUGGAAAAUCUCCCAUAAAUGAUGCAGCAGAAAACCAGCAAGUUGAGUGUCUUAAUGUAUUGGUGCAACAUGGAACAUCUGUGGAUUAUAAUGGCAGAGAAAAGAAUGCUACACAAAGACAUGGCAAAUCAACCUCAACAAAUAGGCAACAACAACAGCAGCAGCAGCAACAAACACAACAGCAGCAUCAAAAUGGCAAUAAUGCAGCAAUGGGUCAUCACAACUCUCACAGUAGUUGCAACAAUUCCAUGAGCAGCAAACAGACCAGUCGCAGCAAUACCAUCAAAUCGAAAACAUCAUCAUCAAUGAGCUCAGAUCAGGAACCGUUCUACUUACAUCCGCCAUCAACUGUGGGAGCACGCAGUAAAACCAACGACUCCCUCUAUGCUCCCCAAUCACAACACUCACGAAGCUCUUCGGAAAAGAUUUACAAUGGCUCGCUGGUGCCCAAUAAUGACGGCCUCUAUGUAAAUCCCAUGCGCAUGAAUGGCAUCUAUACGCCACCAUCUCCUAGCGGCAGCAUGUCGGGUGAUUCGUUUUUCCUACACGAUCCCCAGGAAGUGGUGUACAAUCGUGUACGUGAUUUAUUCGAUUCCGAUUCGAGCAGUGUUAAGCAUUCAAAUCCCCACAAACAACAUCAUCAUCCAAAACAGUCCUCCUCCAGCCACUCAACACCCAGUUCUAAUGCAUUAACUAUACAGGCCGAUGUGCAUUCUAGUUCCAGUGGUGCUGGCAGUGGUUCAGAUGAAUCUGUCUCCAUACCCUCCAGCAUGAAUUCACCCAAAGUUCAGCCACAUCGAAAUCACAGUUUUAAUCGUCACACCACAAAUCAUCCACAACCCCAAUUGCCACAGCGAGAUCCCUUGCAGCAGCAACAGCAGAUGGCGCAACUCCACAACAGCAACAACCAGAAUAAAAACUAUAGUCAGUCCCAUAUUUUGAAUAAUAAUAAAACGAAUGCCAAUGCCACAACAAACAGUUCCAGUAAUUUGAUGAUCCAUCAAAAUAAUCAUAAAAACAACAAACACAAUGGGCCGAAUCCAAAAGCCCCCACAACCACAACUACAAAUGCUCACGAUCAUGAUUACGAAGACAUAUAUUUGGUAAGAGAGGAUGCCAGAAAGAAUCAACAGAAAUAUAUGAUUGGUCGUUCUCGUUCGCGAGAUAGCGGUUCACAUUCCAGAUCGGCCAGUGCAUCAUCCACACGAAGUACAGAUGUUGUCUUACAAUACAGUAAUCAUAAUCUUAACAACAAACGUGAUAGUAGUGUACUUAAUCGCAAUAAAUCGCAGUCCAUUAUUGGCUUACAUGGCAAAUAUGAUGCAGCAGUGUCACAGCGUGCAAAGGACAACUACAGUGCAAAGAAUGUAAAUUUAAAGAAUCAACUUAACAGCGGCAUCAAAAGUGACACCUAUGAAAGUGUGUGUCCACCAGAAGAUGUGGUAGAGCGCACCAAGCAGACCAAUAAGAAUUCUGUCAUACGCAAUAAUCUCGAGAACAAUGGAAAUAAUAGUGGCCAACAUUAUGGUAGCAAUACAAAAUUGGCUGCCACAAAUCCCAAUAUGACAGCUGCCAGUGUAAAUAACAGCAAUCAAAAUAUUUACAAUAGCACCAACAGUGUUAACAGUAACACAUCCAGCAAUAUGAAUAACAGCAGCAAUAGCAACAACAGCAUUAAUAAUAACAGCAGCAACAACAACAACAAUAAUAAUCGACAUUUGAAACGAGUUUCCUCAGCACCUCCAAUGCAAAAUACUCAAAUUGUAAAUGGUCCACCACCACCUCCUUUGCCUCCACCACUGCGGGCUCCUUUUAACCAACAGCAACAACAGCAGCAAUCACAGCAACAGCAACAGUAUCAUCAACAACAACAGCACCAAUCACUUAUUUACAAUACCAACAAUCAAAAAAUCAAUAUGAAAUUGGAACAUUCGAAUUCAUUGAAUUCUUGUGAUCGUGGUUCAAACAAUAAUUUGCAUGCCGACACUGGCUUGGAUUCAGAUUCUGGUUUAGAAGUUGUUGAAGAACCAUCUCUUAGGCCAUCUGAGUUGGUGCGUGGUAAUCACAAUCGUACCAUGUCAACUAUAUCAGCGAACAAGAAAGCUAAACUACUCAAUGGAGGCUCAAGCGUGCAACAAGCGACUAACACACAAACAGCAACAAAUGGUGAAAUUAAUAACAACAACAACAGCAGCAACUAUCAACAUUUACAGAACGGUAACAAUGGUAGCAUCUGUAACGGCUUUAACACCAACAACAGCAACAACACAAACACCGCCAACAGUAACUAUGGCAAAAAUCCAGCUCAUUAUCAGCAUUUACAACACAACGGCAGUGGCAUUGUCAGUGGCAACAGUAGUAGCGGCAACGGUCAUUCAAAUUACUCAUCUUCUUCAUCGCAACACCAUCACUACCAACAACUCCAGCAGUUGCAGCAGCAACAACACCAGCACCCACAUAUCUAUGGUUCUUCGGCCGAAGACCACUACGAAUUGACCCAGGCCCAGUACGGUCACAACAGUGCAGCGAAUGCUUCCUCUCGCCCCGGCGGUCCAAAUUUAGUGAACAAACAACUUGUACUGCCAUUUGUGCCACCCAGUUUCCCCAAUAAUUCACAAGAUGGUAUUACACAUCUCAUCAAACCAUCCGAAUAUUUGAAGUCCAUUAGUGAUAAACGUUCAUGUCCAUCCUCGGCUAGGUCUACAGAUACCGAAGACUAUAUGCAAAUACAGGUAUCGAAUCAGCAUCCCAUUAGCUUUGAGCCACCAAAGCCUCCACCACCGCCGCCAUUGCCCAUGACCCCGUUGACACAUCACAAUACAAUCAAUAACAACGAACGGAAUAACACCACAAAAUCACAAAAUCAUCACUCACAGAACAAUCAUCAAGAUACAGCCACACGCAAACAACAUCAACCCCUGUCAGCCAUUUCCAUACAGGAUUUAAAUAGUGUACAGUUGCGCCGCACCGAUACUCAAAAAGUACCCAAACCAUAUCAAAUGCCCGCUAGAAGUCUCAGCAUGCAGUGUCUCUCCUCCACCACAGAUACCUACUUGAAAACUGACCUAAUUGCCGAAUUGAAAAUCUCCAAAGACAUACCGGGCAUCAAGAAAAUGAAGGUGGAAAAACAAAUGGCCAAUCGUAUGGAUUCCGAACAUUAUUCCGAGAUCACAAAACAAUUCACCGCCAACAACUAUGUGGAUCAAAUUUAUUUGCAGAUACCGGAAAAGGAUCAAGCUGGUAAUGUUAUACCAGAUUGGAAACGUCAAAUGAUGGCAAAGAAGGCAGCCGAAAAGGCCAAGAAAGAUUUUGAAGAGCGUAUGGCUAAAGAGGCGGAGAGCCGAAGACUUUCACAGAUACCCCAAUGGAAACGUGAUUUGCUAGCACGCCGUGAGGAGACGGAAAAUAAAUUAAAAGCCACAAUUUACACUCCCAAAGUGGAAGAGAAUAAUCGUGUGGCUGAUACAUGGCGCUUAAAGAAUCGUGCCAUGUCCAUCGAUAACAUUUCCAUGGUUUCCUCUGCUACUGAAAUUAUAUCCAGUCACACUAACAAAGAGAAUGCCAAUGGUUAUGCUCAAAAUGGUGCUUAUAAUGGUCACGAUAGCAAAUCGGUGAAUGGUGACAAUUACCAGCUAAUUAAUAUGGACUUUCAGCAACAACAGCUGCAGCAGCAACAAUAUCAACAAUACCAGCAACAACAGCAGCAACUACAACAGCAGCAACAGCUACAACAGCACCCACAGCAACAGGAUGAAGAUGAACCUGAAAACAUUAUACCAUGGCGUGCUCAAUUAAGAAAAACCAACAGCAGACUGAGUUUAAUUUAAGCCUUAAAAAUAAAUCAUUUCCCAAAUCAUUGUGUCUUAACAUAGAAACAUAGAAAAGAUGCAAUUUCAUUAAGCAUACACUGAAAGAAAACUAAAUGAAAUGAAAUGGAAUUCAUAUUUUGUUUUACUUAAAUGCAUUUUAUUGCUUUCUUUGCAUAUAUAAUUUUGUCUUUAUAUUAAUUUAAAAAGAAAAAAAAUCACAAUUUGUAAUUUAUCUUAAAUAUAUAAUUAAAGAGUGCUUGAUUUUAUUUAUGUUUUUUAAGUUAAUUAUUGUAAAAACUUAUUUAGAUAAUUGCAAUUAUUACAUUUUUUUUUGUUUAUGUAGUUUUAACUUUUUUUAUUUAAAAACAAACCCCUCUUAUAUGGGAUUUUCGGUGCAAUAUUACAUGACUAAAAAAACGUUUUGAAAACAAAUAUUCUACAGAUAUUUUGUAAUGUAACAAAUCAAAUAGUUGUGUAAAGCGUUGAAUACUAAUUAAUAUGAUAUGUACUUUAUGUAUCAAA
Molecule: messenger RNA, 5976 nt
Organism: Calliphora vicina (urban bluebottle blowfly)
Lineage: Eukaryota; Metazoa; Arthropoda; Insecta; Diptera; Calliphoridae
Gene: f
Product: forked
Exons: 12
Coding region: 25-5472 (1815 amino acids)
Biological process (GO): actin filament bundle assembly
Cellular component (GO): cytoplasm
Molecular function (GO): actin filament binding
Source: RefSeq, a predicted model, not a curated record